GGCCUGUGAACCAGAAAAGACAUCAAAGGAAGCCUAAGAACCAGGGGAUUUCUGGCACAGAGGCUGGAACUUAGUGUUCUGAUGACACCAGGGAGGAGGAGAGCAGAAGGUAAAUGGCUCUUUCCUCCUCCUCAUCCAGCCCCCGCAGCCGAGGGGCUCCUCAAACCCAGGGGACAUGCCCUCCUCCCACACCAGUCUUUAUCCACCAACCUUUCUAGCCUCUUCUCUCACCUGUUGGCUGUCCUUGGCCUCAGGCAGGAGGACUCCGCCUCUGUCCUGCUGCCUUCCAGCUCCCGUCCCUCCUCAGCUGCGGUCAGGGAAGUGCUGCGGAGCCUGUCACUUCUGGACCCUCCGCAUUUUUACCAGAAGGACUAACCGGGCCAGUGUCAUCAGGAAGAGCCUCUUACCCAAGGACCAGUUGGACCUCUUAUUUUCAGGAAGAAUGGCACCACUUGUGGCCCAGCUCCUCUUCCUCCAGGUUGUUCUAGGGACAGCUUUGGUUGAAAACAUCAAGACUCAGCUUGCCAUCAAGAACUUCCGUACCUUACACGUUGACUAUCCCAAGGUUACCUACGCCAAAGGUUUCCAAGGUUACUGCAAUGGUCUGAUGUCCUAUGUUCGGGGCAGGCAAGAAAGCUGGUAUUGCCCAAAGACCCAUUAUGUCUUACAUGCCCCUUGGACAACCAUCUGGAAGUUCUGCAAGUACAGUGAGAGCUUCUGUGAGAAUUACAAUGAAUACUGCACGCUCACCCAGGACUCCGUCCCGCUCACAAUUUGCUCCCUGUACUACAGACAGCCGCCCACCAGCUGCCGCUACAACAGCACCCUGACCAACCAAAGGCUCUAUCUGCUCUGCUCUGAAAAGUAUGAUGGUGAGCCCAUAGAUAUCAUUGGCCUCUACUAGGAAGGGAGGCCUUUGGUCUGAAACCACCCCUGCAACUCCCCGCCCACGGCCGCUGCUGCACACUAGCCUGUCCCCACUCCCAAAGCUCAGAUUCCUGGUACAAGGCUUCCUCUCCGGCUUCACAGGCAGGCAGAGUCCCGUCCCAAGAGACCAGGGGGGCAGGAAGUAUGUCCAGACUUUUGGUCACCAUGCAAAGUUGUGCUGUCUUCUCGGCCUUUUCUGUGUUGCUUCCCUCCCCCCACCACCCCACCUCCAUUCUCGCUCUCCCACAGACCGUUUUACCCACCCAAGAAGCUGACUGUGUCCAGUUGGCAGCGACUGUCCAUCUACUGGGCCAGAUCCUGAAUCCUGGCCGGAGUCCCAGAGCCUCAGCUCACACCAUGGCACCGGUUCUGAGUCUCAAAUCCUCUCCCUGCCACCUUUCCCUUCUCGGUCUUCCCCAUCUCCCUCCACUCGUUCACCUGUACAGUGGCCAUCUCUAGCUGUAGGACCCUCCCUGAGAGUCUUGGACUCAUAUUAGCUUCAUUUCUCCAAGACAUCCCCCUCAGCUCUCAGUCUCUCCCCCACACUUCCAACCUCUUUAGUCCGCCUGUAUUCUUUCUCUGACCUCUUUUCCUUCCAUCCUUCUUGCCUUGGACCACUGGAGUUUUAAAUUAUCUUCUCUGACCUGUUCUCCCAGAGAUUCCUGCGUACUUUUCCUUCCCGAAGCUCCUUCUGAUAUCCCCCCAAAUCCAGGAUCUGCCUCUGACAAGGCAGGGAUGAAGUGGGCUCAGCUGUGGUCACAGAAGGUUUUAAAACCAUAUUUGAAUUAUGUAAGAUACAACCAUUGGAUAAAACUGGGAGAAGGGUACAUGGGAUCUCUGUACUUUUUUUUACAUCUGCCUGUGAGUCUAAUCAUUGCCAAAUAAAAAGAUAAAAAGCACAUCUGAAUUAGUUCUGAUUUCAUUACUUUUUCUGCAAUGCAUCAGAACUCCUACUCUCAGAGUCCUGGAGGUCACCCACCUCUGGCCAUCUUCCUGGGCCACCCUUUGGCGGUAGGGUCAGUAGGAUCUUCUGUUCCAUGUCUACCAUGAUGGAGGUGGGUGGGGUAAAACUCAGCUCUGGACUGGGUUGAAAAUGAAGUCUCCUUACCCUUGUUGUGUUGUGUGCUCAGUCAUA
Molecule: messenger RNA, 2062 nt
Organism: Capra hircus (goat)
Lineage: Eukaryota; Metazoa; Chordata; Mammalia; Artiodactyla; Bovidae
Gene: RNASE13
Product: ribonuclease A family member 13 (inactive)
Exons: 2
Coding region: 176-904 (242 amino acids)
Molecular function (GO): nucleic acid binding
Source: RefSeq, a predicted model, not a curated record